AUGGAGGCUUUUAUGCAAGACGCGAACACGUUCCGCAAGGCUCUUUUUGAAGUCCAGAUCAUCUUAUACAGAAACCGAAUGAAUAAUUUAUGCAAUAUCAAUUAUCGUCACGGCGGUCAACUUUGCCCAAAUUUUACCGUUUAUUCCCAACAAAUCACCGAUCUAUUUAAUGCUCUUCGCCGAUGCGGCGACGAUUUCGAUAGCGAUGUUGGUGACAUGGACCGAGUCAGAAUAGUGAUGACCGAAAUGUCGUUGCUCUACCGUCGUGUUGAGCAACAUUUUGAUGGGUACAUCCGAGAGGCUGAAUUGAAUAAUUCUUAG
Molecule: messenger RNA, 321 nt
Organism: Caenorhabditis bovis
Lineage: Eukaryota; Metazoa; Nematoda; Chromadorea; Rhabditida; Rhabditidae
Source: the annotation of a GenBank genome assembly